Molecule: messenger RNA, 978 nt
Organism: Vicia faba (fava bean)
Lineage: Eukaryota; Viridiplantae; Streptophyta; Magnoliopsida; Fabales; Fabaceae
Source: the annotation of a GenBank genome assembly
AUGGCCAAGAAAACCCUCUCUUCUUCUCAAGCUUCAUCUCAAAACUCACAUGCACACAAAACCCUUCCAGAUCCAACACAAUCACCACCCAUUCCUUCAAAACCCUCAUCACUCUCUUCUCAAUCUCACACACAUCAAAUCCAACCACUUUCCACUUCAAACUCUCCCCGCCCUAACCGUUCAAAGAAGCCCACACCCGUCGCCGCCGCCGCUGCCGCUGCCGCCGCCGCCGAAUCCUCCAAAAGGUCCCAGAGAGUCUGCUUCACUCCCGACGAUGUGUUGCUCAUUCUUAAAUCCCUUUCAGAUUUCAAAUCCAAAACUGGAAAAGACCCGGUCAAACACAUCACUGAUUUUCAUGAUUCAUUGAAGAGUGCUCUCAAGAUCAAAACUACUGAAAGGAAACUCAGAGAGAAGAUUCGGGUGUUGAGGAUCAAAUUCCAGAAGCAAUGUGAAACCGAAGAAAAAUACAUUUCUUUUUCAAAUACUUUUGAAGAGCAAGUUUUUGAGCUUUCUAAGGAAUUUUGGGGUCAAGAUAAUCAAAUUGAAGAACAAGAAAAAUCACCUGAGAAGGACAAUGCUGCUAAGAAACUGCUGCUGCUGGAAGAACCACCCAAGAAGGAAAAUGCUGCUAUAAAACCAUCAACAUUGAAGAAUUCGGUCCAGGAAGAACCACCCAAGAAGGCUAAUAAACCAUUAGCAUCGAAGAAGAAACCGAUCCAGGAAGAGCUAUCAUCUGUUGUUGACAGUGAUAAAACGGGUCGUGUUAGUUUGAGUGAAAUGUUUCGUUUUGGGGAAAUGUGUAUGGAUGUGAAUGUGCUCAAGAGGGGGAUGGAGUUGAUUGGGGAAUCUCAGAGGGAAGAAUUGGAAACAAGGUGGAAGAAGUUGAAAGUUCAAGAGGCGGAAGUGUUUCUGAAGCGUGCGGAGUUGGCUGUAGAUCAAGGUCGGUUGAUUUUGAAGGAAUUAAAAAGAUCGUCUUAG